CCUACCUAUCUAUCUUAUGUAAUACCAAGAGGGAGGAAUCCGAAUGUAGAACAUAACAGCUGGAAAAAUGUCAUCUUCCCAGAAUUUGUCCUACCCUGCUAUAGACUGUAGAUUUUCUUAUUGUGGAUUGUCGUGUGUGAAUGGGUCGUUACAUCUGAAACUCCUAUGUUUUACUUUUUGGAUCAGUAAAUCUUCACUCAGGGCCAUGUUUGUUGCAUUUAUUGUACACAUUAUACACUGUAUAUUAUUAGAGCUGACAGAUGAAGAUGAGGUUGUGCCUCGUGAUGUUACAGUCCUUCCUCUACUGCAGAUUCUGCUCAGCUUGUCAGCGUUCAUCAGUGUUUUUUCUCAAUCCCCAAAUCUCAUAGUGAAAAGCCGCCCAGCGUUGUAUUGUGCAGUUAUUAAAUCCUUCCCCAGGCUGGAUGACGCUUUCAUAGGUGAGAUUUAGUCGGAGCUGAGAUGUUUUAUUUUCUAUUUUCCCCCCAUCCCUGUGUCUGGGAUUCUGACAUGAUAGACACAGCAGUCAGGGGUGUCUGAGAUCAGCAGUCUACUGCGAUGCUGGGAGGGUCUCUUGCUGGGCCCACUCUGUCACACAGGAUUAGGGCUUUGCAGGUUUUCUAAUCUGCACACAGUUUUCCAUACAAAUAAAAUGUGCCCUCCACAUCCAGGCAAAGCUGGGAGGAUUAGUUGCGGGUACCCAGUCUGUGCCUGAAGCCUGCUGAAACCACUAUCUACGGGGUGUUGUACUGUGUCAUCUUCUAUUACCUGGGAUUAAUAAUUCAGCCGAUACUUUUGUAACUCAAGCCGCCUGUUUCUGUUUGUGCCUCCAGAGAGCUCAGGUGCAGCUACGUCUGUUUUAUUGUGUGUAGGGUUUUUUUUUAUAUACGUGUAACAGAAGAUUUUAACUGAGAGGAUUCCUUGCCUCCUCCUCUAGCACAGUAUCUAAGCCGAGAGGUUUUUUUUUUCCAAUGCCAGUUCCAAGCAAGCAUACAAACAUCAGCCGUUCUCGUAGCUGGGAUGCUGCAGGUUGGUAUGAAGGCAGCUGGGAGGGAGACAUCUCAUCAGGAUAUAACAGAGCAGCCGGCAUAAACAAUUCUCUGACCUACAACGGAGAGGAAGCUUUCUACAAGCUGCCAAGGAGCAGAUCCCGCGAUAUUAUCGUGCCAGGCAGCUCGGAGAUAAAGGCGGACGCUUCUUCCUACCCAGACGCUUAUAUCCGAGGUCAGCAAGGUCACUUAGUGCAUCAGGAUCACAGGCCAGUAAGGAAUAACUCUGUUCCAGACUUCAGCAAUCCCUACGAGAGACAGGUGGCAAUGUCUGGGCGUGGAUCUGUGCACACUCACGAUUAUUAUAAUGAGUCUUCUUUGCCAGGCAGAUCCCUGGAGGAUCCUCGAUAUUAUAGAGACCCAAUGCUUAAUCGUGCAGGACACACUUAUGUGCCCCCCACAAGCCGGGCAGCCUGGGAUCAGACUCCACAACGUCCCUAUCACCCACAAGAAGUGGGUCGCAUGUAUAGAGAUCCUACAGGGAGAGUCAUCACCGAGGGACAGCGUUCAAGGAGUCGUGAUUCUUCUCCUGCCAGGUAUACCAUAGAAACACCCAACCCCAGGUAUGGCUCAGAGGCAUCCACGUUCCCCAGUAGACAGCUCUAUAAUGAGAUGAUGGAAAGAACCAUUGAUCCCUCGACAGGGAGGCAAGCAGCUCCUACCUGCCUUGUGGUGGAGCCCAGUGAAUCUGCUGCUAUGGAUGGCACACUGGGGACUUCAUCUAUUUCAGCAAAUCGUGGUUAUCAUGGCUCAGCAAGAGAGAACAUCGGUGCAAAGAUGGCUUAUGAUACCUAUGAUAACUCCAUAGCUCCAUCUCAUACCCAAAUUCCUAUGUCACUCUCUGGAUCUGAACUGAAGAGGGCUGUGGAUAUGGAGUUCCUUGCGGUCUUGCGAAAUGAAGGCCUCUCUGAAAAUACUAUUAGCGCUUUAAUACAGCAAGGCUUUGACACGCCCAGUUCAUUGGCCGUCAUGGAAGAACACGACAUUAAAUCAGUAGCUGCUAAUCUUGGCCAGGCAAGAUUGCUUUCUGGCCUUAUCAAGAGCUACAGGACAGAUCUGCAGAUGCUGAGACAAGAUCAACAGAAAAGCAAUUCUCUGAGAUCCCGAGCUCGAUCCAACAGCUUCAGUCAUCGUGGGGAUCUUAUGCGUGGCGAUUUCAAUGCACAGCCUUUUAAUGGUCCUAUAAUGGAUGGGGCUCCUAAUCCACCACAUUCCUUGUCUUUGCAGCCAGUUUCGCCUCGAUUGGCAGAACUAAACCGCCGACCAUCUAGUGCCCCAUCCCAGCACCUGUUGGAAACUGCCAGCUACCCAACUUGUGGAAUGGGUGUCCAAAAUCCACAGUACAUGCAAACUGCAGCUUACUCUAUUCCUGUGCACCCUCGACCUGCUCCCGCCUACCCUGCUCAGUCUGGCAUCCCUAUGACUGUUGUACACACCAAUGUUAACACUGGCCCAAAGACGGCUUACCCUACAAGCUACACUGUGCCCAUGGAGCUGAUGAAGAGAGAGCGCCUCCCACCCACCUCUCCGGUGCACAGCCCACACUGCAGCCCACAACCACUACGCAAACAGGGGAGCCAUCUGGAGACCUCACUGAGCUUGCCUCCACCUAAUAUAACCAGUCAGCCCUCUCUCCACUCUCCGUACCAGAAAGUAACCAGACGGACUGGACCACCCAUCAUUGUCUCCACCAUGGCAUCUCCAGACCAAAGUAUGAGGCCCCAGACAGUCAAUGGUCCAAUGCAUCCCCGCCCACUUAUUGCUCUGUUGGAUGGAAGGGACUGUACAGUGGAGAUGCCAAUCCUAAAAGACUUGGCCACUGUGGCUUUUUGUGAUGCCCAGUCCACACAGGAGAUCCAUGAAAAGGUUCUGAAUGAAGCAGUGGGUGCCAUGAUGUAUCACACCAUAACACUGACACGUGAAGACCUGGAGAAGUUUAAGUCUCUUCGUGUCAUAGUGCGGAUAGGCAGCGGAUAUGACAACAUUGACAUCAAGGCAGCCGGAGAUAUGGGAGUGGCGGUGUGUAAUAUCCCUUCAGCUGUUGUGGAGGAGACGGCUGAUUCUACAAUCUGCCAUAUUCUGAAUCUAUAUCGGAGGAACACCUGGCUGUAUCAAGCACUUCGGGAGGGUACAAGGGUACACAGCGUGGAACAGAUAAGAGAGGUGGCAUCUGGUGCAGCUCGUGUCCGCGGGGAGACACUAGGCUUGUUGGGAUUUGGUCGUGUAGGACAGGCAGUGGCUGUAAGGGCCAAGGUGUUUGGCUUCAAUGUUAUCUUUUAUGACCCAUACCUGCAGGACGGGGCGGAACGCUCGCUGGGUGUGCAGAGGGUGUACACACUGCAGGACUUGCUUUACCAAAGCGACUGCGUGUCUCUGCACUGUAACCUGAACGAACACAACCACCACCUCAUAAACGACUUCACAAUCAAACAGAUGAGGCAGGGAGCAUUCCUGGUGAAUACAGCACGGGGAGGUUUAGUAGAUGAAAAGGCUUUGGCUCAGGCACUGAAGGAAGGCAGAAUCAGAGGAGCGGCUCUAGAUGUUCACGAGUCUGAACCUUUCAUAUAUUCUCAGGGUCCACUGAAGGACGCCCCCAAUCUGAUCUGCACUCCGCAUACAGCAUGGUACAGUGAGCAAGCAUCCCUGGAGAUGAGAGAAGCUGCAGCUACUGAGAUGCGCAGAGCAGUCACAGGUCGAAUUCCAGAUAGUCUCAGAAACUGUGUGAACAAAGAGUUUUUAGUGGCAACAACACAGUGGCCUACAAUUGAGCAAACAGGGACCAACGUGGAUCUAAAUGGUGCCCCCUACAGAUCCGUGUGUGUGCAGCCUCUCCAGGGAGAGAAGCGCUGAUCACUGCUUCCACUAUGUCCCUUAUGAGCUCCAGCCAGCCCUCCUGCAGUCAGAAGGAAUAACUCACUACAAAAGGGAUAUACACCUUACCCAUCUCAUCCCUCAGUGCCCAUGCCAUCCUGCACCCUUAUACACAAAAGGGCCUGCACUGCAUUUACCAAUAGGAAGCAGCUGUGGCAAAAAAAAAAAAAAUCGCACAGGCCACUGACUUGACCAAAAAGGCAAGGCCAUGUUGCAACUCGGGACAAAAAGACAAAAAAAAAGGUGCAGCUAAGACAACGUGGUCAACAAGGUAACUAAACCAGCAGCCGACACAGCCACUACAUACCGGGAACCAGAUACAACAGGGUACAGGCGUGAGCUCAUCUAUUCUUACCAUACAACCAAUGUGAAUCACAGACCAGCUCAGUGCAACCUGUGGAGGGAUCAAGAGUAAGACGCAAGGGACGCGACAGAUUAGUCCGUGUUGUACGACACCAGACUGGAAGGGACCUAUUAGUGUGAUGUUUUUGUCUCUCGUUUGUCCUUAUGAUCCACUGGCUCAGGAAAUAUUAAGUCUAUUGUCUACAUACAAAGUAACUGUAUUUUGUUAUUCUGGAUUCCACUAUUUUUCUUUAUAUCUGUCUACUUUACCUUUAGUUCCUCAUAGAAUGACUCUAGCAUUUCACCUCUCUCAUACUGUGUGUUCAUUUUUGAAAUGGACUACAAAUUCAGGCAGCGGAAAUACUAGCCCAGUCACUUUGAAGUAAAAUGUAAAAAAAAAAAUAAAAAAAAUCUGGUACUGUUAAUGCUUCGGUCAAUGAGGUGGAAGUAUAGUGAGACUAGGGUCACAAAUAGAUGAAAACAUUUCCGAGUGCACCCAGGGCCGACUGUAAGAGUCAGCGUUAGGACUGAGAAGACGUUGACAUCCUCGUAGACUACAAAGUUUCAGCAUGGAUUCCGCCCACACUCUCCACUGGGAUAUUCCAUCUGGCGGAAUACUUUGGCAGUAGGACCGCGUGGCAAUGUGGCGUCGCCAUUGAUUGCUAUGCAGUGCUUACGUUCUUUCUUUGCGCAGAACAAUGUCCGCCGCUGAAGUUUCUCAGUGUGAAUGGAUCUCGAAGACCC
This is a messenger RNA of Hyla sarda, 5003 nucleotides long. It is a transcript of the gene CTBP2, whose product is annotated as C-terminal binding protein 2. The record is from RefSeq and is a predicted model, not a curated record. Lineage: Eukaryota; Metazoa; Chordata; Amphibia; Anura; Hylidae. Gene Ontology annotation, molecular function: NAD binding; transcription corepressor activity; oxidoreductase activity, acting on the CH-OH group of donors, NAD or NADP as acceptor. The coding region runs from base 969 to 3896 and encodes 975 amino acids. The transcript has 10 exons.